CCUCGCGCCGCGGCGGCGCGCGCACCCGCCCUCACGCCCCUUGUCCCUUCCCACCCGGCGGCGGCGCGGACGGCGGCGGGGACGGCGUUGGAAGCCGGGCGCGCCGCGGCUCGCACGACAUAGGAGAAACUCACUACUUUCAAGAUGUCAUCAGUCAAACGCUUGGUUUAUGCAGUCAUCCAUUUCUUGAGAGAGCAGAGUCAGAUGGAUACUUUCACUCCAGAUGAGCAAGAAAGCUUGGAAGUUGCAAUUCAGUGUUUGGAGACUGUCUUUAAGAUUAACCUGGAAGAUACUCAUCUUGCACCUCCACAGCAUUUGAUAGAAAUGUUCACAAAUUCUUUUCACAAGAAUGACAUGCUGCCUCUCUCAGAUUCUUUACCAGAGGAUGUUGAAAAGGCUGACCAACUGAAGGAUGAAGGUAAUAAUCAUAUGAAAGAAGAAAAUUAUGGUGCUGCAGUGGAUUGUUAUACUAGAGCUAUAGAACUGGACCCAAACAAUGCAGUCUAUUACUGCAACAGGGCUGCUGCUCAAAGUAAGCUCAACAACUACAGCGAAGCAAUAAAGGAUUGUGAGAGUGCCAUAGCAAUAGACCCAAAGUACAGCAAAGCGUAUGGGAGAAUGGGGUUGGCUCUGACCUCAGUGAAUAAAUAUGAAGAAGCAGUUACCAGUUACCAAAAAGCACUGGAUCUUGAUCCAGAGAAUGAUUCUUAUAAAUCAAAUUUGAAAAUAGCAGAACAGAAACUAAGAGACAUGUCCAGUCCUACUGGAACUGGACUGAGUUUUGACAUGGCAAGCUUGAUAAACAAUCCUGCCUUCAUUAGCAUGGCAGCAAGCUUAAUGCAGAAUCCUCAAGUUCAACAAUUGAUGUCGGGGAUGAUGUCAAACGCCAUUGGUGGCCCUGCUGCAGGUGUUGGUGGCCUGUCAGAUUUGUCCAGCCUGAUCCAUGCGGGGCAGCAGUUUGCACAACAGAUACAGCAGCAGAAUCCAGAGCUCAUAGAGCAACUGAGAAAUCAUGUCCGGAGCAGAUCUUUCAGUGGCAGCACUGAAGAGCAUUCCUGACUUAAAGGAAGCAUGUGAAUUGGAAUGGUAUAUAACCCUAAAAUGCAUACCAUAGUUAGUAGCAAAAGCACCGUUGUAACUCUUCUGCUUGAAUAGAAGACAGAAAACUCUUUGUGCGUGUUUGAAAACAAGAAUAAAUCUGUUAAACAGAUCUAUUGCACAUAACUUGGAACAUAUCGUUUAUGUAUAGUUACUCCUCUGAAAAUUAAUACACUAAAUAGGUGUUCUAUUAAAAUCCCUAAGUACAAGUAAUUUUCAAUAUGUGCAUUAGAUUGAUCUCCAGGGCUACUGAGUAGGGAGGAGUUUUGUAGUGGGCUGAUCAUGCCUAACAGUUUAAUUCUAAAAUCCCAGUGCAAAAGGCAUUUAUUGUUAUGGAGAAAAUCGUUAUGGCUGACUCCCUGUCAAAUACUGAAGCAACAGGCCCAUCUGAUAUGCCCCCUUUAUAAUGCCCAUAAAUUGGUGUUGGAGUAUAGAGUGUGACUUAAACCUACUGCUUGAAAAGUCUGUUUCUUUAAGUCUGUGGAGGGGCUGUCAUGGGUAACUUUGAAAUAUUUUUCAACUUCAUUGGGCAGGAAGGAGGGAGAUAAGUGCAUAUGAAGGAGUAUCACAAACUGUAGGAAAAGAGAAGACACUAAUCCUGAGCAGAAUAAUACACAUAAAUUAAAGUGUGACUCAGCUUGGGAUAGGAAAAAGCAUUAAGAAGUUUUAGGCUUUUCUACUGCCAUGUAUACCCUCAAAUCAUGACGGUAACCCUGGAGGUCAGCAUUAUGGCACUAUUUUCCUAGGCAUGGCAAACUGUAUUACAUUCCAUAUGUAUGCAGUAUUUAAUAUAAGCUUAAAAUUCUUAACUGUAAUAAGCUAAAACUGAUCCUGUGACUGUACAGAUAACUAGUACUGAAAAUUGAUCAAAAAAUAACUGCCUCAGAAAGGAUUCUUUUUCUAUUCCUGUGUGAUAAAUCAAUGGUUUAAACAAUUGUGUUUUUUUAAUUUUCACCACACAUGUCUAUAUUAAGUGAUGGUUAUAUAUGGCCAAGUUAAUUUUUUUUUUUCACUGUAUGGUAUUUCUGUUCUUAACCCCACCUUUUCUUGCUCAGUUAAUCUUACUCUUUCAGAGACCACUACUCUUCUGUAUUUUUAUUAUGUUGUGUUUUUUUUAUUCUGCUUACUGUUCACACUGCUUUCUGGUACAAGGCACACUUGUUUUUACUCCAGGGAGGUUCUCAGCGCUCACAGUUCUUCUUUGUAUAUCCAAACUAAUUUGAGGAGCCUGCUUUGAUUCCUAAGACAAUGUGAUCUCUGCUGGCCAGUAAGACUGGAGAAGGCAUGUGGUAGAGUAGUAACAGACUCCAAAAUGGAGAAAUACAGAGGAACUCCUAGACUUCAGGCUUUAUAUCUGAUUUACCUUGUGGUCAAAAAAGAGCACUUCUGAUAGAAGCAAACACAAAUUUUGUGUUAAGUCACAUACUUGACUAACAUAUGCUAGUUGCACAUCUAUCGUAUGAUUUGUCCCUUAUUAAAAUGGGGGAGAAAUGCAGCUGAUCCAAGAAGAAAAGACUCGGAGAAAACAAAAAAAUAGGAAAUACGUAUUACCACCUGUUGAAUAAAGAGGUAAAGCUUAACAGAGCAACUUAAACAACUUUGAAGACAUUUCAUACUUUAUUCAAUAGAGCUUGCCCAUACGCAGCAUUAAAAUGCUUUUUUAGUUUCUCUAUAUGGCUGCUGUAGCUGCCUUUUUGAGGCUGUAAAGAUACUUAAGCUUUACAUUAAAUAGAUUUCCAAGUAACAGCUUCUGAUAUAGCACCUCAUGACAAAGAAAAUACUUAACAGGACCUUUUUUUCAGAGGUACCUCAGAUCCUGAAUCUAAUCCGUUCAAGAAAACUGCUACUUAAGUUGAGUUACAUAUAACAGUACUGGAUACAACUUAAAAGAAAGAUCAAUGCAGGCUGUAGAGGGGCUACAACUACUGUACAAACACUGCUUGUAGUAGUGUGUUGUGUCAGCAGAGAAAUAUUGCUCCUGGUAUUUCUCUUGUUAAAACUUCCCCAUUCCCCUUAAUUCUCUUCCAUAUUUUCAACUGUUCAAAGCAAGUUUUACUGACUUCAGUAAGGAGAACUCUGAAAUCCAGAGUGGAGUGCAAAGCACUGCAGUAUCUGUCUCACUCAGUUUAUCCUUACUGUAUGAUGGCAGUCUUCAUGUGGUCGGUACCUUUCUUCUACUUUUUUUUUUUCUACUUUUAAGACAAAGUGUCAAGAUCCUCUCGAGAUUUCCUUACAAACUACAAAAAUAUGAUAAUAUUCAAAGACUGGCUGUAGAAGUUGUACUGUCAAGUACAAGCCCUAUAGAUUACUGGAUUUAUGGGAGAACUAUCCCCAAGAUUAAAUGGGAUGAAGCAUUGGUGAGUUAUCUGAAAACUACUCUUGAAAUAAUCUUUAUUGAGUGGUAACUUUCAUUUCACAUACUACAAUAUUGUCAUGUCUAGGUUUUGUUCCAGGACAGAUAUGUAACCAGAGUAUUUAUUAAAAAUACUGAUGGCAUAAGCUAACCCUUAAGGAAUGUGCUACAAAUGGCACAAUACUUAACUUGCAAAUGUUCUUUGCUGCUUGUAUAUUAACAGAAAAGGCUUUAUAGCCUAAAUAAAAAACAGUGAAACCAAUAACAGGAAUUGUCAUUACAUGCUUUUCCAUUGAAACCAGGAACAGAGGGAUCAUUUAUGCUAAAGUAUUUUGCCUUGAAUAGGCUAGAUUGUUUCACAGUCAUACUAUAUCUUAGUCACAGGGUGAGGAUGGGAUCUCUUCCUGUGUAAAAACUGCACUUUAUUUUGCACUAAAAUUUUUCAUCCUCCUAGAUCAAGUAGUAAGCUACUAUGCCCAUAAAUACUGCUUUAAUUUAAGGUCAAUUGCAGUUUAUUAUUUAACUGAGCAAAUAUGCAUUUAAUACCUAAUAGGUUUUGUGUCAUUACUGUUCUAUCAGCAUAAGUGUGAUAAUUGUUAGAGAAGAAAAUGUUUUGCACUCUUAAUUGUAAACUCCUGUAACCUGCUUGCAUGGAAGUAUAUUCUUCUAACUAUGCCUAAUUAUACAACAGACCUAAUGAAAUAUUCAGCUUAGAAAUUGUUGCAGUUGCACUUUCAGUUUUGUAACAAGUACAAAGUAAAAUCACUCAUGCAUACUGAGAAAGAACUAAAGUCUGCACCUUGGGAUUCAUAACGCUGUUUAGGGCUACAGAAUGUCAUACUAGUAAAAUGGAACUUGUCUACCAUUUCUGUAUCUCUCCUACCUCUUAUUACCAUAUGGUUACAUCUCCUUCAACUUGUGUAAGUUUAACUUGAAAACAGAUUAUAAAUAAAGUUAUUUACCUUUUUUGUCUG
Molecule: messenger RNA, 4425 nt
Organism: Falco peregrinus (peregrine falcon)
Lineage: Eukaryota; Metazoa; Chordata; Aves; Falconiformes; Falconidae
Gene: SGTB
Product: small glutamine rich tetratricopeptide repeat co-chaperone beta
Exons: 11
Coding region: 145-1059 (304 amino acids)
Biological process (GO): post-translational protein targeting to endoplasmic reticulum membrane
Cellular component (GO): membrane; TRC complex
Molecular function (GO): protein binding; molecular adaptor activity
Source: RefSeq, a predicted model, not a curated record